This is a messenger RNA of Coregonus sp. 'balchen', 4199 nucleotides long. The record is from the annotation of a GenBank genome assembly. NCBI's taxonomy places the organism in Eukaryota, Metazoa, Chordata, Actinopteri, Salmoniformes, Salmonidae.
GAGGGAUGGAGGAGGGAAGGGAGUCAAGGAGAGAGAGAGAGAGAGGUUUUCACAAAGUGUUUGGCAAAGUCCCUCUCAGUCCUACACAGCCUCUCAAGAGGAGGGACUAGUUCUCACUGAUCAGGUAGGUGUGUGUUGUGUGUGUGUGUGUGUGUGUGCGUGAGUAUGUAUGGAUGUGUGUUUGUGCAUGUGUGUGUGCCAGUGCAAGUUUGUGUGUGUGUAUGCAUUUGUGUGCGUAUUUUAAACCACCACCUAAUGUUAUAGGAAAUGUGGAAAACAGAAGACAAACUCACAUCUUUCAUUUUUAUUGGACUUUUAUUUCUCUUUUGCAUCAAAGGACACUUGUUCGACAUUUCCCUGUACAGUGUAAUGGUUUGGCACCAGUGUGGAUACUUAUACAACGACUGCAUUCAUGGAUAUAUUCUUCCCUUUUUUACAUUUUCCUCUCUAGACCAAUUACUUGAUGGAGAAAUAACCCUAAAUACUGCCUCUGCAGUAACAUGCAGUAUUUAACAUGCAGUAUAUCCAGUGUUGAGUCAAUAUUGCUUGCUGUUUGGCUGGUCAGCUGCUCUUUGACAUGUGCUCUGCACUGGGACACCUUUGGUUAUGAUUGGUUAUGGUGUUUAGAUUUUUCUGGUCAUUUUGCAUUAGACUAUGUAAAAGUAGUCCUAAUGUCCAGUAGUACAUUAUUGUGCAGAGUCCAGUAGUACAUUAUGGUGCAGAGUCCAGUAGUACAUUAUGUACUAAAGAUCUGUCAGCAGGAAUGCAAUACUUUCAUGUGUUACUUUUGAUGGUAAUUUAUGUGUUUAAACUCCUAAAGGGAGAGUCCAUAGGUUUUUUACAAUGUUCCCUCAUUUCUUGUUCAGUAGAGCCAGGUUGGUCGAUUUAGAUUUUUCCACUGUUAUUUGGAGUCUUUCCCAGUUUGUUCAGGUAGGUUAUACUCACAUUUCCGAACUCUGCGUAACUACUCUGUCUCCUCUCUUUCUCUCCCUCUCCUUCUCUCCUUCAAGCUGCAGUAGACUUGUGUGUAAGCCCUUUUCUGCAUGUGUGUGACCUGCGUGUGUGACCAUGAGUGGAUUCUGUGUGUUCCUCUUGGCGUGUGUCCUGCCGCUAUCCCUCGCCUCGCCAGGCAGGCAGGACCCAUUCCUCUGGCUGUCCGCCCUGCGUGGUCGUGGUUACGUCGAGGGCUCCCUAUUGGCUGACACCACCGGAGGGGAGUGUCCUGCGGAGUGUGACUGCCCGCCCUCCUUCCCCAUCGCUAUGUACUGUGACGGGCGUGGCCUGACAACCAUGCCCACCGUGCCCUCCAGGAUGAAGUACCUGUACCUGCAGCACAAUGAGAUCUCCACCAUGCCAGACUCUUCCCUGGCCAACGCCACCAACCUUGUCUGGGUCAUGUUGCAUCACAACGCGCUAUCUACGGACAAAAUUGGCAAGAAGGUAGGUUACUCUACACAACACAAAAUGCACGGCACUUCACCAUACGACACUAGAAUUCACUACAGUACUGUACACCAGGGUUUCCCAAACUCGGUCCUAGUUUUGUUUUUUGCCCUAGCACUACACAACUGACUCAAAUAAUCAAAGCUUGAUGAUGAGUUGGAUAUCUGAAUCAGCUGUGUAGUGCUAGGGCAAAAACCUGCUCUACACUACGCUAGACUUUGAUCAAUCAAACAUACUUUGAUCAUUUUAUCAUCAUUGUAUUCUAGGUGUUUGCCAAGCUGCAGGGGUUGGAGCGUCUGUACCUUCAACAUAAUAACCUGACUCGUGUUCCCCCCAACCUGCCACACUCACUACGGGACCUCAGACUCAACAACAACAAUAUCAACAAGGUAACAACACUCAGACUUCUAAUCACUGCUGCCCAUUCAAACACUUUCAUUCAUCUUCAUCUGUCUUCAGAUGUUUGGAUGUUGAUUGUCAAGUGGAUCCAGAUGUUUUUCAAUCAAGCCACAUGUAAAAAAUACAAACUCUUGGAAAGACAACACUCAUCCUUGUUUCAAGUAUGAUGGCACCAGGCCUUCUCACUGUUUUUAUCAAUCAUUUAAAUUCAGCUUGUAUUGUUGUUGUUGCCUAGAUGUUUUAAAUAACGUUUUUUUGCGUGUGUGUGUUUAAUAACGCUUGUAUUAUUGUGAGUGCCUAGGUAACGCCAGCGGCCCUUGAUGGUAUGGACAACCUGACCAUCCUGUAUCUCCAUGACAACGCUCUGACGGAGAUGGGCAAGUCUCUGAGGGGUUUGAACUCACUCACACUGCUCGAUGUCAGCGGCAAUAAGCUGAAGAAGGUACCGUAAUGUAGAGGGUGUGUGUGUGUGACUGUUGAAUGAUGCCAGUUAUGGCAAUCGGCUUGCUAGAUUGAUUGAUUAAUCGAAUGAUCAACUGAUCGACUGACAAUCUAUGUCCAGGUACCAGAUAGUCUCCCAGAGCGCCUCCACCAGCUGUACCUGGAGUCCAACGCCAUCAGUGCUGUCCCAGAGGGUUUCCUCAGUAAGUUCUCCCAGCUGCAGUACAUCCGCAUGGCCCACAACCAGCUGACAGACAAUGGCAUCCCCCCCAACACCUUCAACGUGUCCGGCCUGGUGGAGCUGGACCUCAGCUUCAACCAGCUGGAGAGGAUCCCCUCCGUCAGCCAGACACUUGAGCACCUCUACCUGCAGGCCAACCACAUCAAAGGUGUGUAAAGUAGGCAUGUAAGCAUGCAAGCAGUAAACACACACACGCGCAUGUACACACGCAUACCGUCUUCGCUAUUAAUCGAAGUCGAUGAUGACAAUUCUUUGUUAGAGUUAGUGGAGGGGUCAGCGACGCUGGUACCACUUCAUGUGGCUGUGGAGGGCGAUGUGGCUGCUGCAGGUGGGACUCGUGUUGGGUGAUUCGUAUGACGUGAUUUCAGCAACACUUAAACGAACAAAGUACAUUUUUGUUUGAAUGCCAGAAUGUAAACAAUAGCUCUCUCUUUCUCUCCUCUCCCUCUCUCACUCCCAUCCGUCCCUUUUAUUUUUCUGUCUCCCACUCCUUUGUCUCCCUUCCCUCCCUCUCUCUCUCCCUUCCUCGCCAUCUCUCCCUCCUCUCUCUCUGUAGAGUUCACCCUGGGGAGUUUCUGUGGUGUCGUGGACGUAAUGAACUUCUCCAGGCUGAGGACACUGCGUCUGGAGGGGAAUGAGAUCAGCACCGGGGAUGUCCCCUCGGAGUCAGCCCUCUGUCUGCGUCUGGCUAACACCAUUGAGGUGUAAUGCACCCAUCUCACCACCGGGUGGCAUCAUCAUCUUACCAUCAGAGCAUAGGGCAGCAGUCCUAAUUUUAGCAUAACAUUGAAAUUCCAGAAUCUCACCAAGAAGCUGCAGCAGAGGGCUGUAAAGGCACAAAGGCCCACCUACUCCAAGUUUAUCUUGGUUGUUUUAUCUCUUAUCAUUCAAAGGACAUUAUGAUAGAUCUUCAUAUCAGGUCAUUUUUCUUUCUCUAAACUUUAGAAAUGUAGAUCAUUCAAAGCAUGUUGAAAGUGCUUCUUCCAAGGUCAACUCUGUUGAGGAAAGAUAACUUUAUAUAAAAUAUUGUAUAUUUCUGUUGUGUUGAUUGCAAAGCCAAAUGUCCAAUGUUUUUGUCUUAUAUAUGUGUGUGUAUCUGUGAGUGAGUUCAGUAUAUGUGAGUGUGCAUGCUCACAAUUCUAAUAGGAUGUGUGAACCAGAGGACGCUGGUGGGAGGAGAUAUAGGAGGAUGGGAUCAUUGUAAUGACUGGAAUGGAAUCAAUGGAAUGGUAUCAAACACAUCAAACAAAUGGAAACCACAUGUUUGACUCCAUUCCAUUGACUCUAUUCCAGCCAAUGAGCCCGUCCUCCUAAAGCUCCUCCCACAAGCCUCCACUGGUGUGUACGUUGUUUGUGUGUAUGUGUCCCCAUUUGACAGUUAGUGUCUUUUAUCAAUAUGAUGUUAUAAUAUGAUAUGUAUGAAUACGCAUGCAGUCUAUUCUCCAUAAGGCUUACUGUAAAGAGACUAAGACCACACAGAGGCAGAUGAAAUGCAUGAAGAACGCACUAUGCAUUCAUCUAUCCGCCGAAAGUUAAACUUUUGACACUCAGAAAAAACUAUGGACGAAUGGCGGUUGCCUGUCCAUCAUUUGAAGAGUUUCAUUCCAAAACGCUAUAUAUCCAUUUUCAGAAAUGUUGGUAAACUAUAUUUUAUUGUUUAAGUAACUUAUGAAAG